AUGAACAUUUUUGCCAACGACGAUCGAGCAAAGUUCCGGCACACGACGACCGGCAGACUGCAGCACCUGCGAGGAGGACCGGUCACGGACACGACGACGGGUGGCAUUUCGGACGGCGACAUCCUAGAGCGCGCGUUCAUGGAGACGGACGAGAGUGACAUGCCCAGGAAUCGGCUGUACCGGGCGAUGGACGAGUAUCUGACGGAGAUGAAGGCGCGUGAGCACUCGCACCCGGCAGUGUCGCUGUCUGGGGGAGUGGACUCGAUGCUGAGUGACAAGCACGGAGGGUUCAAGAUCGUGGCAGUGCAUCUUGACUACGGCAACCGCGCCGAGAGCGGAGCCGAGUGUGAAUACGUGCGUCGCUGGUGCGAGAGGUUUGGAAUUAUUUUCUAUGUCCGAAGGGUUGACGAGGUGAAGCGAGCGACCACGAAGCGUGAUGACUACGAGCGCGUGUCGCGGGAGAUCCGGUACUCGGCGUAUGCGGAUGCGGACGGAGCUGCUGAAAGGAGACCAUGCCAUUGUGCAGGGGAGGAAUAG
Phytophthora sojae is the source of this 537-nucleotide messenger RNA. RefSeq lists its product as hypothetical. Lineage: Eukaryota; Oomycota; Peronosporomycetes; Peronosporales; Peronosporaceae. The transcript has 3 exons. The record is from RefSeq and is a predicted model, not a curated record. Gene Ontology annotation, molecular function: ATP binding; ligase activity, forming carbon-nitrogen bonds. The coding region runs from base 1 to 537 and encodes 178 amino acids. Gene Ontology annotation, biological process: tRNA processing.